AUGCCCUCGAUACCAUUUACUAAUGAUUCGACCAGAGCUCAGGAAAGCAAUUCACUGCGGUCCAAAGUCUCUGAGCAGUCUGAAGAACUUUCGGUCCGAACGGACGAUAACAAGCAGGCCUUGUUCACGUUAACAGCCAAAAAGUCAUGGAAGCCAUGGACUCAUAAAGCAUACUUUCUUGUACCAACCAUCUUGGCUUCUGGAGCACUGAUAGCUAUCCUGCAGAUUUAUCUGGAACGCAGUAAUCGAGACACUGGAAUCUUGUUUGCCUCUAGAAUCAUAGAUCUUCCUCUGGACCAGAAGUUUCCCUACCUCUAUCUGCCGACAAUAGUGUCGCUGUUGCUCAGUUUCGCCUGGGCUUGGCUUGAUCUCGAUGUUAGAAGGCUGCAACCAUUCCUGGAACUCUCCAAAGAGCGCGGAGCACGUGGAACUGAUUCGCUCCUGCUCCACUACCCUUUCGAUUUUGUAGCCUUGGUGUUGUUCGCUGCAGCCAAACGACGACACUGGCCAGUCUUCUCGGCGUCUCUAGCAGUUGUGAUAAUUCACUGGGGUCUGACACCUUUGCAAUCAAGUAUGUUCGCGACGAGAACAAUCGAAAAAACUAUUCCAAUUGUAAUGGCAAGAUCGACGUCUUACCUCUCUUCACGAGAGCAGGAGUCCAGCUUGACUGCUGAAUACGCACAAUCGGUUUAUAACAUUGCGUGGCUGAACGAAACCCUGCCCCCUUUCAUGAGUCCACAAGGCCUACUUGCCCCUUUUGGCCUUUUGGGAACCGUAGGGAAGAUAGAGUCUUCCGAGACUUGGACUGCAUCGACUCGCUUUUACUCAGUCGACCUUCAGUGCGAGAGGGACAAUGGUAGCCUCUCCAGCUCAAAUGGGUGCCAUUACUCUGCACAGAAUAUGGCUUUGCCACCAAAGAUUAAGGACGAUGAAUACUACAGCCUCUACGUGGGAUACUGGUACGAAGAAAGUAUGGACUCAUACCUACUGGGGUCGUGUCCCGACGACGCCAACCAAACGUUGCUUGUCCGUUGGUCUCGAGGUCAACAGCGACAAGCCAAUCUGGCUCUCAACGAGAUAGCAACCGUUCCAAAAGAGGAAGCCACUCUAUGGUGUACUUCCUCAUAUUACCAACAAGAUGUUGAAGCGACUGUGUCUGUCCCAGCUAUGGGCGUUCUGGAGAUUGUGCCUACCGGCCCCAAGACGGCGUUGCCUAUGGACUUUUUCAACGUCACAGAUUUUGAGUGGGGACUCAGUCAGGGUUCUGAUAAGAAUGCGAAUCGUGGAACAUAUCCUGAUGUAGGUAUCGGAGGAGGUUGGCCUUCACCAUAUGAUCGACUUUGUCACGAGUUCCCGAAAUUAGUGUGGGAUCCACAAUCCGCAUACCUCUCCAACAUGGCAACUUUCGCACUCGGAACAUACCAGCGUCCGAUGGCCGAGUACCUCGACGCAGAGGUAUUGAAAGACUCUUAUCAAGCAGCCUAUCGCCUUCUGUUCGCACGACGCUUGUCAAAUGUUUUACACCCAGCUCUUAACAUCAGUACAACAGUGCUGGGUAGCCGUCGUUACAGCACCCAGACUAUCAUCAUGGUUCCUGCUUUCGUCUAUGUGGUAGAAACUAUGAUCGCGUUCACAGCGACUGCUGCUUUCGUGGUAUUUCUUCUAUCACUCUUUACGAGAAACAAGCUCUCGUUCGAGCCUGCAAGUAUUGCUUCUCUAAUGGCUUUAUCAAGUGGCGACUGCCGUCUGAUAGAAAAAAUGUCUGGGGACGAUUGUACAACUACUGAAGAUUUGAGCACUAUGUACAACGACGCUCAGUUUGGGCUAACGAUCUCCCGACUUAAUCAAGGGCCAACUAUAUGCUUUACAAAAUCUGAUGACCGGUCUUCGAGCACACUGUUUCGACAACCAUCGAAGCCGAAGCUCACGCUGCCCAUGGAACUGUCGUGGACUUUCGGAUUCUGGUUUAUGUCCCUCCAGGCCGGGCUUUCGUGCGCGUUGGUGUAUGUUUAUGUCCGAAUACAGACAAAUAAUGGUCUACCUUUACCAUCAAAGUCACUCUUUGUCAACCAACUGCUGAAGAACUAUCUACCUAUGGUUGUUGGAGCAUCUUUCGAGCCGAUAUUCACAAUGAUCACAAGCACAUUGUGCAUGCUUCAGCCAUACGAGCAGCUCCGACGAGGCCACGAGAAGCCAGGACGAUCGAUCACUCUCAACUAUGCGUCUCUGCCACCGCAGGCCGUGGUCUUCCGGGCUCUCAAGAACAAACAUAUUGGACUGGCUUUUGUUUCCUUGAUGACUAUAUUGGCAAACGUCCUCUCUGUCGCCUUCAGUGGCUUACUGACCGAAUCGAGUGUACUGAUUUCUCAGAAUACCGACUUUAUGGCCACUCAUCAGUUCCCGCUGAACGGGACCAGCAUAGGUAAUGAAAGUUUGUCGAGGAAUCGACCAUCCUACGACUCGUACUAUGUCGCAUCAUCGAACCUCACGGCUGAUACACCGCUGCCGCCAUGGACAGACGGCCAAUAUUUCUAUCUCCCAUUCGAACCAUACGUGCCAUCGGCUGCUAACAUAACGCAACGUAAAGCCGCGACACCUGCAGUCAAAGCAUCACUGCAUUGUUUCCCGAUGCGUCAGGUAACGAAUGGCCGUGACUUGACAUUGAAAACACCCGAUGGAAGAAUCACAUGUGAUCUCGGCCUUUGGGCAAGUUUCACGAGCGCACACAAUAAUACGCCACAGGCUAUCGAACAUGUGAGCUUUGCCUCGUCAGAUCAAAGCGAACAAGGUCCCGAGUAUUGUGAUCUCAAAGUCAUGGCGGGCUGGACGAGAGCCUCCAAAGCGCCUGACAGUGGCCCUCUUAAUGCCUCCUGGGUUGGUUGUAUGCCUGCGCUUCAAGUCGAUGUCCGCGAAGUUACAGUCGACUUGAAAGGAAAUGUGUUGUUCUCUACUCCGUUAAACUCCACGACCGGUAUCCCGGAACACGUUUUUGAGCCAGAUGACAUGGGUGUCGUCAACUCCGUACAUAAGGUUCUGGAUGCUACCAGCCUAGUGGGUUUAUCGCAUAUCACAAACCCGAGCUGGCACAACGACAGCUACCCCAGCAACUUCAUCAACUAUCUCAUGGCACAAACGACCAACAGCACGGCUUUCCUGGAUCCUGUGUUGUCACCACCUCCUUUCGAAGAAGUUGCACCGCUGUUGGAUUUGUUGUAUUCGAAACUGUUCGCAAUCACCCUUGCCAACAACAUUGACAAGAUUCUGUGCCCGUCCAGCGACACGACAACUCUCACAGGCGUGUCUAUGGGGCCCGAGACCAGGAUAUUCGCUCAAGAAGAGAUGCUCUUUGUCGCCGUGGUCAUCUUGGCUGUGUUCUUCUUGGUCACACUGGUUCUGUACAUUCGUCGACCGUGGAGGAUCCUUCCGCGUAUGCCAACAACACUUGCAAGUCAGAUAGCCUUUUUCGCCGCAAGUCAUGCAUUAGUAGAUCUUGCUGAGACAUCAGGCAUGUCUGAGAAGGAGCGCAAUUCAUACGUCAAAGGAUUGGAGCAAACAUACGGGUUCGGGAGAUUUGUGGGUACAGAUGGAAAACCUCACAUCGGAAUCGAGAGGGAACCCCUUGUGCAAAUUCUUACCAAACAAGACUUGCGAGCCAUGCGCAAGGACGCGGUGAUAGACUGA
Molecule: messenger RNA, 3681 nt
Organism: Aureobasidium namibiae CBS 147.97
Lineage: Eukaryota; Fungi; Ascomycota; Dothideomycetes; Dothideales; Saccotheciaceae
Exons: 3
Coding region: 1-3681 (1226 amino acids)
Source: RefSeq, a predicted model, not a curated record